CUAACAACAAUGUAGCGCAGGUAAUAUCUAAUUAGAUAGAUUAAGUUAUUAGCGUGAUCGAAGCGUGUGGAUCAUAACGUGGAGAAAGCGUUUCUUUCGAUAAAACUAACGUGAGAAUUAUCUUCAACUGUCACGUUGUUACCACGUCGGUAGUUUUUUUUAUGUGGAAAUCAGGUACCGUUCCACCAUUAAUUGUAUAUCGAUUAGGAACUAUUGGAGCAUAAUUGAAAAUGCUCCUAAAUUGUAUCUAGUUACUUCAAAGAUAGGGUAGGUUCCGUUCCUACCUAAUGUUUUUUUUUUUUACAUAUGUGAGUCAGUGAUUCAGUAGGCAGAUAUAAUUAGAUAAAUUAAUCCCAUCUUUAAUUCAAAGACUAAUGUUUGUAGAUUUGUAAUGACGUGAGAUGACGAUAAUGCGAUUAAUCAGCGCAAAUGAGGGAUGUCUAAUUAGUUUUCUAAUACUAGAAAAGAAUUAUGUGGUAAAUAUUUGCUAACGGUUGUCUUAGUAGGUGCUUAUAUACUUAAUGAUUUAUCUAGCCAAGUCACACUGACCACUGUCCCUUAUUUACACUUAGGUAGGUACUAAUUAAGUCAAAAAAUGAUGCCGCAACUCAAAGCAUUACUUGGCAACAGGAGCAGUGGGUCACAAAAAUUAUAUUGCUGUUUUCAUAACUAGACGAGACUUGAAAAUAAUGACUUAUUAAAUCAAGAUUUAAUCUUUCAGUUCAAAGUCGAUCGAGGGAUUCAAAGACGUAUUAUUCAAAGAUAAGAAAUACUUAGUCCUAUUUCUGAACGCACAGGGCAGGAGGAAUAAGAUUUCUGAACGCACAGCAAUGUUUUGACAGCAGAUAUUUCCGUUCCUAUUCAUUAAAUAUUCAAAGCUUGCGCGAUUACAUUUUUUUUUUUUAAUAAUAGGAUGAAGUAUAAUAUUUUGUGGAAUAAAAGUAUUUACAUGAAUUGUUAAAACUUGCGAUAUUUUUUCUGAAAGUUUAGAUGAUUAGGAAUACUAAUAAUUUUUGAUAAAUAAAUCAUGUCCCUGUUUAGUCCUCGACUCCUGAAAUAUUACUGGAAAACGGAACGCAGUUAACUCCUAGCGACUGAAAAUGAAUUAUCGAAUUUCUGAAAUAAUUUAUUAGAAUUAUAAUAAAGUGUAGCGGUAGUCGUAAUGCGUAGGUGUAUAAACAUUCAAUGCUUUAGGCCGUAUUAAUUGUAUUUUAUACGGUUUUAUUUACGAAAACUUUUUGCUUCGUCGAUGGACUUUAGAAUCGAUAACCCAAUUUCAUUCAAGUUUUAAAUGACUGCAAUUGUACGUUAGUGCGUCGCUGUAAAAUGCUGCUGUAUUAGGGUUGUGUGUCGGUGUUGUGCUCGUCGUGACCAUGCUUUUCACACCGAUUUACAUUGCUAUGACCUUUAUAAAGACCUGGAGGAUUCGCUCGUUCAGAGCUCGACUCCUCGAGUUCCUGAGCGGCAAUACGAGUGUCGCAUUCUGCAAAGUUCCUGAAAAUGCAGCUGAAACACCAACGCUCAGUUCAAAGCUGUGCACAAACCCAAAAAAUGCAUAUCUAUGUGACUUACUGGACUACACGAACACCACUAGGAUAUGCAGUAUGAAGCCGACCCAGCUCAUCGAGAUCAGUGACUGGGUGUCUUGCGCCAGUGGCCUGCCUUUAGGGUCCAGUGAACAGUCUCCUAUCACCGACUUAGAUGUAGAUGUGCUUUUCGAAUGUGAGAUGGAACCUCAUGAAACUGGACAAGAUAUCAUUACUUUAGAGUCCAUGGGUCAGCCUGUAGCCUGGAAGGCAGGCUCACACUUAGCAAUAAUAGUGAAGACUAAUAUAGAACAUCUUAGUGUUAUUGGUUUUAAUUUUAUUGGAGGAGAGUUUGUUAUAGACCACAAUUUGCCAGUUGUAAGGAUACAGACUGUACAACUUUCUGGUGAACCAAAUAAGGCUUCAGAUCCUUCCAUGAGGAGUCUCCGUAGUGACAUCCACUUCAGCCUCAAACAAUCGCCAGCUGAAUUCCAAUGGCCAGUACAUGCAGCCCUUCUGAGAAAACUAUCCAAAGUUGUAGAUAUCAAGUCUGACACUAAGAACACUAUACAGAUGAAUGGCAGCAGUGGAGACAUAGUACUAGAAGUGCCACCUCCUAGGAAAACUGUCACUUUAGCUGAUGUCAGUUGCAACACUGGCAAGUCAUUAUCAGGGGAAGAUGUAGACGUCCCUCAAGAAAGCAAUAAAACUGCAGAAGCUGUAGCAAAGGCACCAGAGCCCACACAGCCAGAAGACAAAGAAGUAAUAGUGGAAAAUGUCACAGUAGAAAUACAACACAAUAUCACACCAAAAAAAUCUAGUUUAAAACUUGACUUGAAGAAAGGCACCAGCCAGCUGUCAACUUCUUUACUAAACAUAUCUAGUCAAAUAAAGUCUGUAACUACUCAUAAAAGGAUAGUUAGUACUACUGGUCCAAAGAGGCCGCAAUCUCAGAUAGAAUGUUACCCGGUCGUUCAGGAGGAACCAAGGAGUUCGACAUCACAGCAGAGCACUCCGAAAUCUGUGAAAAGUUCCCGUCCAUUAGUGAAUACAAAGUCACCGAAUGUGUUGAUAUAUUCUGAUAGUGUAGUAGCUAGAGAUAAUUUGGAGGCGUCCCUUAAGAAAGUACUGGAUUGUGAUAGGUACACCCUCUACGUGGUGUCCCGCGCAGCCCUAGAGGGGGGGGCGUGGCGGGGGCGGGCGGCGCUGGUAGCAGUGGCAGGGUGCGUCGGCCGCGCGGCACCGCUGCUGCUGGCUCACCUGCUGGCCGGAGGCCGACUCCUGGCGCUGUGCUCAGACCUGCUGCAUACUGUGCUGCCGUAUUAUAAGACUGCUGAGGUUCGUGAGAAUGAAGUUGUGCAAUUCAAUUACGAUAAAUGGAAGUCUGUCAAGAUGAAGCAUCACAUAUUCUGCUACCAAGCUUCGCCUGCGAAGAAACAGUUCUCCACUGAAAGCGACAGACAACCGUCCAAAUACACGGGGCACCCGGGCCAUGAGCUGGACAUCCAGGUGUUGGCUUCUGAGGAGACGUGGCGCACUCCCUCGCUGCUGCAGGCCACUGAUCUUACCAACAGAGGCAUUGCUAUAUUCUCACAGAUCCACUUAGAAGCGGAUCCCAGCGACUACUUAGGGGAAGAAGGCAUGAAAAGCAAUGAAGCCCGUUUGGGAAUCAUUCACAAAAUCUUAGGAGACAUCCUGGGCCUUCACGUCAAAGACCCCCAGGAACUUACCCAGAUAGACUACACGCGAGGGUUCUUCUUAGGAAACCAUGUGCACAAACUGCGGUUAGUGGAGGCGUGUGCCUCGGAGGGCGGCGCUCGCGUGCAGGCGCUCGGGGAGCUGCGCCUGCAGUGGUGUCUGCGCGGCGAGCAGCCCCUCCACCCCCCCUCCGCCGCCUUCCUGCCCGUGCACGUGUAUGAGUGCCCGGACCACUUCUCUACUGUUGAAUACUUUGAUAACCUAACCUCAUCCCGUCUCGGGCGCCUAGUGGUGUACGCGGACGUGAUGACGUCGACAAUGCACAUAACAGCAGCGCCACUCGCGCAUGGUGUCGGCGCUGUGGCGCGGCGACAGGCGGCCGGGCGCGGCCGGGGCGGCAACGUGUGGAUCACGCCGCCCGGACAGGCUGCCAUGUCGCUGCAGGUAUGGCUGAAAGUAUCGCCGACACUCCCGCUGGUACAACACGCGGCUGCACUGGCCGCAGUGAGGGCCAUCCGGUCGCAACCCGCAUAUGAACAUUUGGAUAUUAGGAUAAAGUGGCCUAACGACAUCUACUACGGCCGCGACGUGAAGAUCGGAGGCACCAUCACCACCGCCAACUGUAUCGGAGAUGAGGUCUACGUUAAUAUAGGCACCGGUGUAAACAUAUCGAACAGUGUCCCCACAACGUGCCUCAACGACAUUAUAGCGGAACACAACAAACAGCACGGCACAACUCUAGCGCAGAUGUCGAUAGAGCGGUUCCUCGCUCGAUACUGCUCCCAACUAGAGAGGAUUCUCGAUUAUAUGAACACUGAAGGCGGAAUCGAUGCCUUCCUAGAACAGUAUUACCAGUAUUGGUUGCAUACUGGUGAAUCAAUCCGCGUAAAAAGCGAGGCUACAUCGAGUCCUGUGGAUGGCACUAUAAAAGGUUUAGACGAAGCCGGGUGGCUGGUCGUGAGCACGGCAUCCGGAGAUGUUAGAGUAGCUCCAGACGGCAACACCUUCGAUAUGAUGAGCGGUCUCGUUGCACCGAAGGUGUAGUUGUAAUAAAAUUUAGUCGGAUUGUGUAAUCUGCUAUAUUAUAUUACGGCUAGCAGUUACAAAAAACCGGGCCAGUUAUAAAAAGUCAGAUUGAAUGCAGUUGAAUAAAAAGUCGUCCAUCUCAUGCUAGCCGCUUUGUAAUAUGACGGAUUAUACAAGCCAGUUGCGAUACACAUACGAGAAGGACGUUGGUUUACUUAGUGAUGUACCUAUGUUGAUAUGAAACUGGUCAUAUUUGUUACAAACAGUGUUCGGGAAUGUACAGACGCUAGUACAUAAGGUACAAACUAAAGUUUCUUUUAAAAGAUUUUCAACUUUAUCUCAAAAUUUUAAGGUUCAAUAUUGAUUGGAGAAAUUUUACAGAUUGAUGUACUACACAUAUUCAAAUAAGAUCAGUUUCGUGCCAUGGUAAAGUUAAUGGUGAUAUUUAGUACAUAACGUGACAGCUCUCUACAUAUAGUAUGUGGGAUAUUUAUGGGGAAUCAUUUCUUUCGAUUUAGAUAUUUAUUGUGAUAUUUUUUAAAAUUGUUAUGCAGUGUCUAUUCUAAGUGUUUUUGUUGUGGUUAUAAUAUUAAUAUAAUCGGAAUGGUGAAAUAUUAAAUCGGACUUAUGUUGAAGCUUGUUAAUGUUAAUAAUUUAUAUUCAAAAGACAUUUCGAAUAAUUUAAUAAUUAUUAAAUCUUGUUGUUACUUACUCUUAAUUUAGAUUAUAAUGUGUUAUUUCUUAUUUUAAAUUACUUAAAGAAUAAAGACGUCCUAAAGUUUGCUCAUAAAAACUUUAAUUUGUUUAAAUCGAUUUAUUUAUUCGAAUGAUCGAUAACCUGACUCGAUAUAAAUGAUAAUGAGGAAUUUAAGCGAUGGAAUAUUAUCAAAUAUUAGAAUUUAAACGUUAGACACUAUUAUGUUUAGUGAAUUAUAAAAUAUUAUUAACUCGAUACCGCUGUAGGUAUCCUAGCAUUAUGUAUGCGAUGUAGGUAUCGUAGGCACAAAUACGAAAACAUCAAUAUCGAUGUAAUGUAGUUUUUAUUAUAACUUAUCGCGUAAGGUUUCGGCGUGUCCAUUGGGUUGGUGAAUGUUUUAAAUAAAUCUGCAGAUAUUUGUUAGUACAGUAAAUUAGUUUAAAAAUAAUAUCUUUAAACAUACUUACAUUUAAUUGGACAGUAAAGUAUGUAUUCUAUAAAUCUGUGCGGUAUAAAAACAGCUCGCUUUAUAAUAUUAAGUAGAAAAUAAAACAAUUUUGGCACACAUUCUAUACUAAGAUAUGUAUAAAAUAUGGGCUGAAAUUGCAUAAAAAUAUUCUAUAGAGAAAGCGAAGUUAAAACUACCUACCUAUAUAUUUGAAAAUGAUAAAGGAAUGUAUAAAGUACACUUAUGUACAGUAAGUAUUGGGACAGCCACACCACUGCCAGUGCUCUUAUAUCGAAUAGUUGAUAGUUUCUAUAUACAUAUUAUGUAUGUAUUCACGUGAGCAUGUGUGCGUAAUCCGUUCAUAGUACAUACAGUUAUAUAUCUCGUAAAGAGAGUGAUUGCUUUCGUGUCAAUUACUUUUAAGGGGUGUUAUACUUGCGGGAAAAUGGUAUGAACUUGUUUAUCUGUCGUUAGCUCCUUUUAAGAAGAGUAUAAGUACCUAUAACUUAUAGAACUUUCAUUGAAUAUUUUAGCGUGAGUCCAAGUUGUAAUAAUUAUAUUCCACCAAUGUAGUUUUCUAGAUGCAUAUUAUGUGUAUAUGAUAUAAAGGAUGUUUAUUGCAAAGGAGUGAAAACCAACAGGUUUAUUUUUUUAAAGAGAAUAGUUGCAAACAAGUAGUUUUUGUUCUUCUACGUCUGUUAACUAGCUUCCUACUUAAACUUUGAUACCUCGAGAAGGAGGAAUUUAAUCAACUUCAAAUAUUACAUACAUUAGUAUGUAUAAGAGCGUAUGGGUUAAACAUAAGUUAACGUUAAGUAUAAGGCAGUUUAUAGAGCUUUUUAUCGUUCAUUAAUUACAAUAUUCUUUGUAAUAAAUUAUGAGAAAAAUGUGCCUAAACAAAGUUAUUGUAACUCAUGCAAUUGAUCUAUUUGUUAGAUACUAAGUAGCGUUGUACAAAACUAUCGCAUCUUUACAUAAUUUCGGUGGGAAUUCCAAAAAAAUAUUUCGAUGGUUUAAAAAAAAUACUAUUUAAAUAAUUGUCUUUGAAAUCGAAUUGAAACUUUUUCGCUAAAUUAAAAAGAUACAUUUAAAAUUCGUAAAUUCGUCUAUUUUGAAAAUGGAAUCUUGUUAAAUAAUGAUGCAGUUGCCACGUCGAUGGCGACGCGUCUCGGAUCUAUAUAGUCACUCCUCGCUGUUGUCUUGUGAUGUUAAGUUGUUUAGAUGUUAUUUAUUGAUAGAGUCUAAAGUGUUAUACAGUCUCUUGUUACAUUACUCUGGUUGUAUUCAUGUGCUCUAAUAAAUUAUUUCAUUAAUAAUUA
This is a messenger RNA of Helicoverpa zea (corn earworm), 6714 nucleotides long. RefSeq names its product biotin--protein ligase (gene Hcs). Bases 1374 to 4268 code for a protein of 964 amino acids. The transcript is spliced from 14 exons. The record is from RefSeq and is a predicted model, not a curated record. Lineage: Eukaryota; Metazoa; Arthropoda; Insecta; Lepidoptera; Noctuidae. Gene Ontology annotation, cellular component: cytoplasm. Gene Ontology annotation, molecular function: biotin--[biotin carboxyl-carrier protein] ligase activity. Gene Ontology annotation, biological process: protein modification process.